GCGACUUAACAACAAUGACCUCUCCAUGCUGGAGGCCACCGGGGCCUUCAAGGGUCUAUCACAGCUCAAGAAAAUUAACUUGAGCAACAAUAAGAUUUCAGAGAUUGAGGAUGGUGCGUUUGAAGGUGCCUCUUCUGUGGUGGAGCUUCACCUCACAGCCAACCACCUGGAGUCCGUGCGAGGGAGCAUGUUUAAAGGCAUGGAGGGCCUGCGCAUGCUGAUGCUGAGGAACAACAGGAUUAGCUGCAUCCAUAACAGCAGCUUCACAGGGCUGUCCAACGUCCGGCUGCUCUCCCUCUACGACAACCAGCUCACUACCAUCCUGCCUGGGGCCUUUGACACGCUGCCCAACCUGUCCACUCUAAACCUCCUGGCCAAUCCUUUCAACUGUGAUUGCCACCUGUCCUGGUUCGGGGCGUGGCUCAGAAGUCGUCGGAUCGUUACGGGGAAUCCUCGGUGUCAGAGCCCCUCUUUUCUUCGAGGGAUUCCUCUGCAGGAUGUCGCUGUGCCUGAUUUCCGCUGCGAGGAUGGUUCAGGGCUGGAUGACCGGCGCUGCGUUGCAGGGCCGCAGUGUCCCAGUCAGUGCUCCUGCAUGGACACGGUCGUUCGCUGCAGCAACAAACACCUGCAGGCUCUGCCCAGAGGACUUCCUCGCAACAUCACAGAGCUAUACCUGGAUGGAAACCAGUUCACCAGUGUUCCUAAGGAGUUAGCCACCUUCAAGUACCUGCAGCUUGUAGACCUGAGCAACAAUAAAAUUAGCUCCCUGUCCAAUGACUCCUUCGCCAAUAUGAGCCAACUCACCACCCUGAUCCUCAGUUACAACUCAUUACAGUGUAUCCCUCCUCUGGCGCUGGCCGGCUUGCGCUCCCUGAGACUGCUUUCUCUCCAUGGCAACGACAUCUCUGAGCUGCAGGAGGGAAUCUUCGGUGACCUGGCCUCUCUGUCUCACCUAGCCAUCGGAGCCAACCCUCUGUACUGCGACUGCCGGCUGCUCUGGCUGUCAGACUGGGUGAAGAGCGGCUAUAAGGAGCCCGGCAUCGCCCGCUGCGCCGGCCCCCGGGGCAUGGAGGGCAAGCUGCUGCUCACCACACCAGCUGACAAGUUUCAGUGUCUGGGUCCAGUGGACGUGUCUGUUCAGGCCAAAUGCAGCCCAUGCGUGUCCUCGCCUUGCCAGAACCAGGGAACCUGCCACAUCCACCAAACCCAACAGUACACCUGCAGCUGCAGGUCGGGCUUCACGGGUAAACAUUGUGAGACCCCGGUCGAUGCUUGUGUCAGCAACCCCUGCACCAAUGGAGGAACCUGCCUAAGAGACGAGCAGACAGGAGGCUUCAGCUGCGCAUGCCCGUUCGGCUUCCAUGGCACAUUUUGCGAGGUCAACGUGGACGACUGCGAGGAUCACGGAUGUGACAACGGGGCCACAUGUGUUGAUGGAGUCGGCAACUAUACGUGCCUGUGUCCUCCCAACUUCAGAGGUCUGUUCUGCGAGGAGGAGGAUGAUGUUUGUUCUCCAGGUAGAAAUCCUUGUCAGCAUCAGUCCACCUGCGUUAGCAGCCCUUCAGGCCCCAGGUGUGUUUGCAUCCCUGGGUGGGUGGGACCGGACUGCAGUAUAGACUACAAUGAGUGCGUGGAUCACCGCUGUCAGAACGCGGCUCAGUGUGUUGACCAUCUGGACGGCUAUAGCUGUGUCUGCCCACUGGGAUUCAGUGGUGAGUUUUGUGAGAAGAGAGAUGUUCAGCAGACGCCCUGCCAGCUGGCCAAGUGUCAGAACGGCGCCUCCUGUGACGAAAAACUUGGAACUGCGGUCUGUCAGUGUCUGCCCGGCUUUGAGGGCCAAAGUUGCGAGAAAUUGGUUAGCGUCAACUUCGUCGACAGAGAUUCUUAUGUCCAGCUUCAAGAUGUGAAAAACUGGCCUCAGUCUAACAUCACAUUGCAGGUUUCGACUGCAGAAGAUAACGGCAUCUUGCUCUAUAAUGGGGACCGUGAGCCAAUCGCUGUGGAGCUCCAUCAGGGUCACGUUAGGGUCACCUAUGACCCCGGGAACAAGCCUGCCACAGUCAUCUAUAGUGCUGAGACGGUGAACGAUGGGCUUUUCCACACGGUUGAGCUGGUGACCUUUAAUCAGAUGGUGAACUUAUCUGUGGAUGGAGGAGAGCCAACGACUCUGGACAGCCAUGGCCGCGGCCUGCCAGUGACAGGAGAGACCCCUCUGUAUGUGGGAGGUAUGCCUAUGGAGGUUAUUCCGACUUCACGAGGACUCUCCUAUCAGACCCUCAACACGUCCAGCUUCCAGGGCUGCAUCAGGAACCUCUACAUAAACCACGAGCUGCAGGAUUUCACCCGCAGCCAAAUGAAGCCAGGCGUGGUACCAGGCUGCCAACCCUGCCGAGAACUUUACUGCCUGCAUGGCAUAUGCCAACCCAACAGUGCUCAGGGCCCCCAGUGUCAGUGCCAGGCGGGGUGGACGGGACAGCACUGCGACCAGCCAAUCACUGUGGGCCUUAGCGGGGUGGAUGUCGUCACCAUGGCAAACGGCAUCAACCCAUGUGAGGGCAACAAGUGUGUGAAGGGUGAAUGCAUGGUGUUGGAUGCUCAAACCUAUCGCUGUGAAUGUGAGAAAGGAUACAGAGGAGCGCUGUGUAACCUCCAGGAGGAGCCAGCAGGUUCGUGUCAGAGGCUGCAGUGUCUACACGGUCAGUGUCAGAAGACAGGAGAUGAAGAGCGCUGCAUCUGCGAUCAGGGAUACUCUGGAGAAAGCUGCAAUACAAGUGACGAGACCCCAUGCAGAGGUGAGCCAGUCAGAGACUACCACCGGCUGCAGCGAGGCUCCGUUCUCUGCCAGACAUCAAAACCUUUCUCCUGGGUGGAGUGUCAGGGUCACUGCCGAGCCGAGACCGCCGCCUCCUGCUGCGCCCCUCUGAGGGUCCGGCGGCGGCGUCUUACCUUCGAAUGUGACGACGGAACCUCAGUUACGCAGGAUGUAGAAAAGCCUGUGGAAUGUGGCUGCAAGGAGUGUGUGUAGCUCUGUGGGAGGGAGGUGCACACAUUUAGAUGCACACCGUGUGAAGUCCAGCCCCCAAACCCAGCUCCAGACGUACACUCGCUGUAGGAUUCUACCAUGCAUUUUGGGUGUUUGUUUUUUUUUUUCGUGUAUUUGCACACAUUUUUGUAACAUAAGACAUUUUCUCAUCAACCGGUCGACCUCAUCCUCAUGCUCCUCUUCCUCACCUGCUGUAUCAGAACCCGUGUUCUGACUCCCCAACCGUCACACAUUAUUAAUUUACGUGAGUGAGCCCAAGUCCUGCUCCCCAUCCAGGAAACCCAAACCUGAUUAGACUGGUUUUUACCGCUGCUGUCCAGGAUCUGUAAUCUGUCAUCGUUUAUUGCUGUCUCCUGCAUUCUCUCCAUAUUUUCUCUGCAGCAUGGAAGUAAGCAUCAAGUGUCCAGCUCAUUAUCCUUCAAGAUGCGAGUGAAUAUGCUAACCAGCGCCAGGUUUCCUGUGGUGUCACACAUCUUCUAAAAAAUGGUGCACCUCAUGUUAGACUGUGACUGAAUUCCUGGCGUAUGUCCGGCGUUAUAUGGUGAUAUUAGCAAAAAGUCAGGCGGACAGAAUGCUAUGUGGGCGAAAUCAGACGUGUUACCCAGAGACGUUUUCCAACAUCUGUCUUCUGAUGUUCUUUCUUGUGAAGCUGCAGACGAUGAUGUGAAGACAUAGUGGCGUUAAAACUCUCCUCCUGUAAGUCUAGAGCUUGUCUUCCAAAGCGACGUCUUCUGCUCCUGUCUCGCUGAAUCAGAAACAAACGGAAUCGAAGUAAAAUAUCCUCACAGUAGUGAGGAGAGAUAAUCUCCCAGGGGAGAAACAUCACACUAAGCUGAACUAAUUACACGAUUUUUUCUUUCUUUAAUGGCCUACCUUACAGUAAAAAUAAACAUGUUUACAGCCGGGUAAAAAAAAAGAUAAUUAUUUUGUCCUUGUAAAGCAGCAAAAAAAGGAGCUAGAUUCUUAAUUGACUUACCUUAAUGAGCUAUAAUGCAUUCAAAAUUCACCUAAGAUGAUAUUGGCCACAUGCUGACCUUGAAGACGGUGACUUCGUCCAUCUUAAUUAUACAUUUACUCUUUUAGGAUAGAGCUUCUGCUGCUUGAGUGCACCCUACAGUGAUUUGCAAGGUCAUACGUUGGACCUUUUACAAGGAGAAUGGUUAGACAGAUACACUUUUCCUCCCAAAAGCUACGUAACAUUUUGCCAUCAUGUAUAUUACUUGUUUGUUUGUGUAAUAGAUUAAGUGAGUGCUCACUCAAUACAUCAUGACGUUAACUGUUCUUCAUCAGGGCCCAUUAAAAGGUUUGGCUUCUAAAAGUCGUGCUGUAUGACGCCAAUUUCUCUUUAAGAGUUAUAUUUAAAGAGAGCAUUCCAAGGAGUUUUCAUACUGCUGUGAACCUUGAUUAUUUACAUUAGGAGCAGAGGUAUAGGCAGGCCUAUUAUAUCAGUGAGAGCUUUAGCUAUGAAACAGGAUUUAAAUUGAAUAACUUUUAAGAAAGACAAGAUAACUAGGUUGACAUUUUUAGUAGGUUUAUUGUGGGGUCUCAGAUCUUAGGAAUAAACUUAUCAGGCUUUAGGUCUCAGUAAAACAAAUAAGUUUAUUGUUAAAGUAUGUGAUAAAUAAACCAAGCAGGUAUUUAAGUUAGCAAAGCUAAGUUUUUAUUUUGGUUUCAUAGAAAGAUUUCUUCAAAUGAUGGCAGACAAACGUUUCCCUCUUUUCCAGCGAAUCCUUUGUGGACAAAGCAAAUUUUUCAGGCCUGAACAGCAAAGGUGGACGGCAGUGGCAGAAAUUGGCAUUAAAAAUGUACAUGUUCUGUGAUUUAAAAUAAGGUUUGGGAUGUUUUGGGAAUUUAAAGUCGUAAGGAAAUCAUAUUUAAAUGUCAAAUCAUUCUGGUUUAAACAUGUAUAUAAAUGUGCUCUUUA
Messenger RNA from Cyprinodon tularosa, 4967 nucleotides. Its product is annotated as slit homolog 1 protein-like. The annotation marks the transcript as partial. The record is from RefSeq and is a predicted model, not a curated record. NCBI's taxonomy places the organism in Eukaryota, Metazoa, Chordata, Actinopteri, Cyprinodontiformes, Cyprinodontidae. Gene Ontology annotation, molecular function: calcium ion binding; Roundabout binding; heparin binding. Gene Ontology annotation, biological process: negative chemotaxis; axon guidance. The transcript is spliced from 22 exons.